Messenger RNA from Mytilus californianus (California mussel), 3268 nucleotides. RefSeq names its product glycine receptor subunit alpha-1-like. The record is from RefSeq and is a predicted model, not a curated record. Lineage: Eukaryota; Metazoa; Mollusca; Bivalvia; Mytilida; Mytilidae. Gene Ontology annotation, cellular component: synapse; membrane; neuron projection. Gene Ontology annotation, molecular function: extracellular ligand-gated monoatomic ion channel activity; neurotransmitter receptor activity; transmembrane signaling receptor activity. The transcript is spliced from 10 exons. Gene Ontology annotation, biological process: nervous system process; chemical synaptic transmission; chloride transmembrane transport. The coding region runs from base 231 to 1481 and encodes 416 amino acids.
CUAUCAUAACGUUUAUGUAAACAAACAAGACAUUCUACACAAAUAGACGUUUCACGUAUUGACUUAUGUGAAUUUUCUAAUUGUAACUGAUUUUUUCGAACGAUAUUUGAAAUUGUUGUGAGCUUAUAUCCAGUCUGGAUUAUCCAAAUAUUGAAGUUAUACUGUUAAUAUGACCAUAAUUUUAUUCAAGGACUAUACUCUUGGACAAGAAUAACGUGACAAAGGCAGGAAUGUUGUUCAAAAUGGACAUUUUACUAAUAGCUUGUUUUCUCAAUUGCCUGUGUGUCUGUCGAUACGUCGUUAUGGGAUUGAAUCAAACAGACUUUCAAAGAGAUAAUACAACAAAUGAGGCAGAUAGUGAUACAAUGCUCAGACAGAAUAUCAUAGAGAAAAUUUUAUCGAAAUAUGACAAAAGAUUUCCACCACUGUACAAUAAAGCGCAACCAGUAGAAGUUAAAGUACAAAUCUAUGUUGUUGGAAUCUUUGGAAUCGAUGAAGCGCAGAUGAAAUAUUCCAUGAGUAUGUACCUGCGACAACAAUGGACUGAUUCUAGGCUGAAAUAUGACGCACCAGAGGAUUUUACUAAGAUAGAAUUGGACAAUGAAAUCAAAAAGGAAAUCUGGGUACCAGACUUAUCUUUUAUGACAGAUAUGGAUACCAAAGUUCAUCAAGUAACACUACCUAAUAAAAUGAUGUUUUUAUAUCCUGAUGGAUUUGUGUCAUACAGUACGAGAGUUACUGGAACAUUUACUUGUUUUAUGCAGUUACAUAAUUUUCCAUUUGAUGACCAAUCUUGUGUUUACGAGAUGGAAAGCUAUGGAUUCACAGCUGCGACUGUAUCUUUUAGAUGGGAUGAACCAGCAAUGUCUUUUAAAGAUGGCAUUGUUCAUAGUCAGUUUGAAAUAGGGGAUCCUGAAUCAUAUCUGUGUGACAGGGAGUAUCCUUCAGGAAAUUAUACUUGUAUUGGUUUGACAUUACCUUUAAAAAGACGAUAUGGUUUCUAUAUCAUACAAGUGUUUGCACCAUCGAUGUUGAUUGUCGUGCUUUCAUGGGUAUCUUUCUGGCUUAAUAUAGACGCAGCACCAGCAAGAGUGUCUCUAGGAAUAUUGACAGUGCUGACAAUAUCAACGAAUGGUAAUCUAAGUGUUGGUAUGUCGCAACAAGUUUCUUACAUCAGGGCUAUAGACAUUUGGAAUUCCGUUUGCUUGUUCUUGGUGUUUGGUGCAAUGGUGGAAUAUGCAUACGUUUGUGUUAUUGCAAGGGUUCAACAAAGACGUAAACGUGAGCGUCUCCAUUCAAAUAUUUCAUUAAAUGUUUUAGCGGAUAUUGAAAAUGGCAAAAUAACAGAAAAAGUUGACGAGCAACAUCAAAUAGAAAAAGACAGGGAGAACGCAAGGAAGAUAGACAAAAUUGCUAGAAUUGCUUUUCCUUUAGCUUUUGUAGUUUUUAAUGUUAUCUAUUGGGUUUAUUAUAUGAGCUAAAUUCUUUGAAGAUAAUAUCAGUUAAUAAGCCAAUCUAAUUAAAAUAUAGAACUCGGAUUUAUAACGAAAUCCGAGUUCUAUAUUUUAAUCAGGUUGUUAAUAAGCGUAUCCUGUGAUAUUUUGACUGACACUUUUCAGUUUGAACAAGUGGAUUGUAUCAGUCACAUCUGGAUUACUGAAUGUAUCGCCAUCAUAAUAGUCUUGCACUUUUUAUUGUCACUCAUCAAAUCAAAUGCUGUGUAAGACUUGUUUGUGCAUGAUAGACGUAUGGGGAAAAGAAGAUCACUUGUACAUUACAUAUGUGUAAUUAAUUCUUACUCCGAUUCUAACAACGAGCUCUCUGUUUCAUUCGAUGAGAGCAAUCACAUAUUAAACCGUAUACUGACGCUUUUAUUGUCACUCAUCUUUUCACACGCUGUGAUGAGUUCAACUUGUUAUCCAUGUAUGAUAGACGUGAUGGACCGUUGGUUGAUAACGUAUAACGUUUGAUUUUGUAACUUUUUAUGGACCUCCCCUUUUUGAAUUUACCUUUGAGUUCGGUAAUUUUGUUAAUCCUUUUAUACUGCUACAUAUACUGAUGUUGUAUAAAUACCUUAAAGGCAAACACUCUUACUAUUGUGAGGUUAGGUUCAAGUCAAAAGCUGCAUGAUUGUAUACUUUUUCCUUUCAAACAUGUUAUUAGCAAUUAGAACCUUAUACUUUUUUAUAUGGCGACAUCAUGUACGUCAGGAGGCAGUUUGAGAGGUAUUAUUUUGAAAAGUGUCUUAUUGGUAAUAAUCUGCUUGAAACGGUAAAAUAUGUCAAUGAUUUGGAAGACUUGCAUAUUCUAAAUUUCUCAACGUUGUCUCUCGGGGUAUAUAUGGGCUCAUUAAUCAAAACUUGUAUUGGGGCUCAGCUUGUCCUUUGCCGGCUUACCGUUGAAAUCUCUUUCAUGACCCCAUAUAUUCAUGCAGACCCGCAUUCCACCUGUAAGUCACUCCAUAGUUUAUAACAUAAACACCGUUCGUAUUUUCUUGACGUUUCGCUGCCGGUCUAGCUGUUUCAAAUGUAUAUAUUUGUUAGGUAUAGUGGCAUUGGUAAAUAUACAAAUGUUAUAAUACUAAUGACGCCAAUUGACGAGAAAUGAAAGUUGGAAUGAAUUAAUACUAAACUUUGUAUUUUUAACGGAUGCUUAGAGGAAUGAGAAGAACUCCGUUGAUUUUUAAAUAAAUACCUCAAAGGUCAAGGUCAUAGCAUGGAUGUAGUACAUUGUACUUCCAUUGUCACUAAAACUCGAAUGCAAUGUGUGCAGAAAAGUGGUUUCCGUAUGCUAAAUUAGAUAUUCUUUAAUUACAUUUGACCAUAUAUUCAAGUAAGGUUUCAAUCCCAUAUGCAGUAUUUGACAUAGCAUCUGGAGACCAUUUUGCAGCAAAAAUUUUGUAUUUAGAAAUUUUGACCUUGACCUUUUAAGUAUUAGCUAUUGACCUCGACACCAUUAGGUAUUUUCCUAUCAUUGUAUGUGACCAUAUAUACAAGUAAGGUUCCAAUCCAAUUUCAAGUAUUUGAGUUAGCAUCCGAAAACAAAACUAACCGACGGACUUAGGGACGGGAUACCAAUAGAAGUCACAAGAAAUGAAUGAAUGAAUUGAUAAAUGGACAAAUACAUGAAUAAAAAAUAUCUGACAACUAAAUAAAACGGUUAUAGUUUUUUUUAUAUAUAUAUAUUUACUAUUGAGUUAUAUUAUGUAAAUAUAGGUGAAAAUCAACUUGUGCCAUAUUUUACAGAAUAACAAUAAAAUCGCAAUGUA